CUGAACGAAAUUCUUCAUGAGAAGUGUCACUGGACGUUCCAGCCGCCUGUGCUGUCCCGGAUUCUCCAAUAUGAGCAGGUGAACCCAGAGUAUGAUCCGGUGAAGGAAGCUCUGAUUGUGGUGACACAGGAACGGGAUUUGGCAUUACUGAGGAAUAACUUACUCCACGACAAACUGGAGAAUCUCGAACAGGUUCUGAAGCAUAUGCGUGAAGCUGCUGGGCGUCGCCAACAGUUGGAGUUGGAGCAUGUGGAGGCUCUCGCCGUUCUCAAGAGCAAGCAGCAAGAGAUCGAGCUCCUUCGGAGGGCUCAGGUUGAAGCUAAGAAGGAGCAUGAAGGAGCUGUCUUACUGCUAGAGAACACCUUGGACAGCAUGCAGGCCAAGGUGCGAGAGUUAGAGGAGAAAUGUCGAAAUCAGAGCGAACAGUUCAGUCUGCUCUCCAGGGAGUUGGAGAGUUUUCGUCAGAGUGCUGGUAACAUUGACCUGCUCAGCUGCCCGGCCUCACAGAGGGAGAGAGCUGGCAAGACCCAGCCUCCACUGAUGAACGGACUAGCCACAGUGCUUCCUAAAGGCACUGAAAGUCCAUCUGGGAGCAGAUCGGUGAUCUCCGAAUAUAUCCGGCCCCUUCAGUCAUCCGGUGGGAAGUCAGAGUUGCUGUCUGCCAAGCCGACCCUCCUGUCUCAAUCCACACUGGGCAGCCCAAGGCCUAGACAGCUCCCUGAGAUGGAUGUUGAAGCAGACAGGUGUAACCCCAAAAUGAGGUACACAGGAAAGGUGCAUCUGUGUGUAGCCCGGUACAGUUACAACCCGUAUGAGGGACCCAAUGAGAAUCCGGAAGCAGAGCUCCCCCUCAAAGCUGGGAAAUACCUCUAUGUGUACGGAGACAUGGACGAAGAUGGUUUUUAUGAAGGUGAACUGAUGAAUGGACAAAGAGGACUGGUCCCCUCCAACUUUGUCGCUCUGUUACAAGACGAGGAGUUGUUCCUGCUCCAUUCUGUGGACACGGAGAUGGACAAUAAUCUACUCAAUUCAGACCUGGGUCUCCAUCUCCAUGGUGACAGUGUGCUGCAGGAUGGCAAGUCGGACAGCCUGCUCCCCAGUCAAACAGAGAGCACGUUCUAUAAGAAUGGCACAGGAACCCUGGACGUGAACAUUGAUGAAAUUGGUGAAGAUACUGUGCCUUACCCCAGGAGAAUUAACCUGAUCAAACAGCUUGCCAAAAGUGUGAUUGUAGGAUGGGAUCCACCAGUUGUCCCUCCCGGAUGGGGAGCUGUGAGUAGCUACAAUAUUCUCGUCGAUAAGGACGUGAGGAGUAACGUCCCCUCGGGAGGGAGGACCAAGGCUCUAAUCGAGAAACUCAACUUGGCCAAUGUCACCUACCGUAUCUCGGUGCAGAGUGUGUCUGAGCGCGGCCUCUCUGAUGAGCUGAGGUGUACCAUGUUGGUCGGGAAAGACGUGUGUGUAGCCCCUUCUCACCUGAAGGUGGACAACAUCUCGCAGACGUCAGCCGAGGUCACCUGGUUGCCGAGCAACAGCAACUACAGUCACAUGAUCUUCCUCAAUGAGGAAGAGUAUGACGUGGUGAAGGCGGGGAGUUACAAAUACCAGUUCUUUAAUCUGAAACCCUGUAUGGUCUGUAAGGUCAAAGUCAUGGCCCAGCCUCACCAGGUGCCAUGGCAACUGCCGCUGGAGCAGCGAGAGAAGAAGCAGAGCCUGGUGGAGUUCUGUACACUGCCUGCAGGUCCCCCAGCACCCCCUCAGGAUGUCAUAGUCCAUGUAGGAUCGACCCCAGGAACCAUUCAGAUCAGCUGGAAGCCACCACUGCUGAGUUUGGCAGGAACCUCCAAUGGAGCCAAGGUGACUGGCUACAGUGUAUGUGCAAAAGGUCAAAAGGUUGCAGAGGUGAUGACGGCCACAGCCAAUGGUGUCACUGUCGACUACUUACGCAUUCAGCAUCUGGAAACCAGGGAGAUUAUCGUCCGCACCAUAUCUGCCCAGGGAGAAUCUGAGGAUUCGUUUGCUGCUGCUAUCCCGACUGAGCUCCUGGUCCCUCCAGCACCCCCUGCCCAUGCUCCUCCCAGAACCAAGCCAUUAGCAAGUGCCAGAGCUCCCGAUACCAAAGACCAAGUGACAGGCCCCAGCCUGAGAAGGGAGGAACCAUGGGAGCAAACACAUUCAGCGUCUCCUCUCCAUGGCCGCUCUUUGGAGCCUUCGCUGCUGAACCACCAGGGUCUGCCUGCCAACAGGACUGGCAGGUCACCCUCACCACAGAGAAUCCUACCACAGCCCCAGGGAACACCCAUCCCCAACACCGUCGCUAAAGCCAUAGCCCGGGAAGCAGCCCAGCGAGUGGUGGACACCAGCAGGGCUGAGAAACGCAGUCUGUUCAGCGAGAGAAGCCAAACUAUACACCAGGAAAAUUCCGAUGAUGAGGACGAUGUUUAUGAUGGACAAAUCCUCAAAAGGCCCGGUGGUUCAGUAGAUGAUUUCCUGAGGGGCUCAGAGCUGGGGAGGCAGCAACACUACGGCCAUCCGGAUGAGUACCAGACAGAGAGCAGCCGAGGUUCAGACCUCUCGGAUAUUCUGGAGGAAGAUGAAGAGGAACUUUAUUCCGAAAUGCAGCAUGAGGAGGGGGGUAGGAGGAGACACAGUGCAACUUCACACAAUGCACUGAAGAUUUUAGGUAAUCCCUCGGGUUCUGGGCGCAUGUUGGACAGAAUGGAUCACCUGGGCCGAAGGACAUCUCAUGGUAGUGCCCAGAGAGGAAGGCCCAUACCUGUGCCAUCGAUCGAAAUCACAGUGGACAGUAACAGUGAAGGUGGUCGGUCCCGUUCAGGAAGCGAAGGGAACAUCUCUCCAGGGAGAGAUGACGUUUAUCAUCGUAAUGUCGUGGGUCGGAGAAAGUGGCCAGUUCAGCGCAGCAUGCCUUCCGAGAGCCGAUAUGCCAGGUCCUGUGCUCGGGAGCGCCUCUCCCCAGAGUCUGAGGGCGAUGUUUGCAGCGAGGAUGUCCUGCCCAGGAUUUUCGUCGCUCUUUUUGAUUAUGAUCCUUUAUCAAUGUCACCCAAUCCUGAUGCUGCUGAUGAAGAACUGCCCUUCAAAGAAGGGCAAAUAAUCAAGGUCCAUGGGUCGAAGGAUGUGGAUGGGUUCUAUCACGGGGAGAGGAACGGCAGAGUGGGUCUGAUUCCGUGUAACAUGGUGUCGGAGAUCCAGGCAGAUGAUGAGGAGAUGGUGGAUGAGCUGGUGAAGCGGGGUUACCUUCCCCUCAACACUCCCGUGGAGAAAAUUGUGAAUGCUGAGCGUGAGAAAGAGACCACACGCGCUGUUAACCGCAAAUCCCGCAAGUCUAAACGAGAGAGGAACAGGAGGAGUAGCCAGCAACACUCGGUCCCCACCCGGAGAAUGGUGGCGUUAUAUGAUUAUGACCCAAGGGAGAGCUCACCGAAUGUCGAUGUGGAGGCCGAAUUAACGUUUUGUGCGGGGGAUAUCAUCAGCGUCUGGGGGGAACUGGAUGAAGAUGGAUUUUAUUAUGGGGAGAUCAAUGGCCAGAGGGGCCUAGUUCCUUCAAAUUUCCUGGAAGAAGUGCCCGAUGAUGUUGAGGUCUAUCUCUCUGAGGCUCCCUCUAGAUAUCCUCAGGAACUGCCAGUGCGCCUGAAAGGGAAAAGGGUCCCUGGUGAAAACAUUCCAAGGAGGGCACCGUCUCCAACCGUCCAUCCCCACCACCAUCACCAUCAUUCUGGAGCUGGUAUAGUAGAUGGGCCAGACAGCCCAAUGUGGGCCAGAGAUAUGGCUUCAAAAAAGAAAAAGGGACUGUUAUCACAAGGAAAGAAACUGCUGAGGAAGCUUGGUGGAGUGAAGUGA
Molecule: messenger RNA, 3858 nt
Organism: Hemiscyllium ocellatum (epaulette shark)
Lineage: Eukaryota; Metazoa; Chordata; Chondrichthyes; Orectolobiformes; Hemiscylliidae
Gene: rimbp2b
Product: RIMS binding protein 2b
Exons: 23
Coding region: 205-3858 (1217 amino acids)
Biological process (GO): neuromuscular synaptic transmission
Molecular function (GO): protein binding
Source: RefSeq, a predicted model, not a curated record